Heterobilharzia americana is the source of this 4203-nucleotide messenger RNA. NCBI's taxonomy places the organism in Eukaryota, Metazoa, Platyhelminthes, Trematoda, Strigeidida, Schistosomatidae. The record is from the annotation of a GenBank genome assembly.
AUGCUAGUGGUUUGUAUAUCAGAAGAUCGAAACAGUCUAAAUGUUCCCUUUGAUCAAGAUAAAGCUAUCGAGGAGAUUUGCAUUGCAUGCAAAAAUGUUCAGGCGACAGUUCGGUUUUUGUCAUAUGAAGAAGUUUCGCAUGGACUCACGGAGACUUUGGACUUUGUGUACAACUCUGACGUCCUUAUCGUUGAUAUGAGCGAUAAAACACAACAAGGUCCACUGAACUACCAACUAGGUGUUAGAGAAAGCCUUAGGUUAUUUGACAAUAUAGUUAUCAUUAAUUUGUUGAGUCACAUUUCGAUCGAUGAUCUUCGUAGCUUCCUGAGCCGCAAAACGAAACUGCUGCCAUAUGUCAUCAACGAAUGUGGGUUUGCUGUACUGUUGGAGGAUAUGUGCCUUCAGAGCGCACUCAUUGAUAAUGACAUCCUAAAAAAUCAGAUAUGUGGCGAUUUAAGGCGCUUGUCGACUGAAUUGGAGGAGAUUUUAUCAGAGAUGAGUAGUGGAAAUCGUGCUCCACUGAAGGAAAAGUUUAUUGACGAUCUCCGAAGGGAUCGUGAUUUGUACAAAGGUCAGGAACUACGAGAGCGUCUUCGAGUAAUGCGUCGCAGACUGGACUAUCCGGGAAUGCUGUCUUCAGAAGUCAUUCUUAAUUUGUUGCUGUCAUAUCGACAAUGCGAGGAUUUCGAUGCUAUGGUUACUUUAAUAGAAGAAAUAAAAGCGUUAAAGUUAAAUCAAGAUAUUUUGAAUGUAUGUAUGAUCCAGUAUCUUUACGCGUUUGCUCUACAUCGAAGGAAUAAAAAUGGGGAUCGAGAUGCUGCGUUGGCCGUGACUGAAGAACUUCUUAAAACCUGUGGUACACCAUCUGCUGAUAUGCAUGGUCUCUAUGGUCGCAUACAAAAAGAUCGUUUUAUGGAUUCCGGUGGGGCUGAUAAAGAGGCUUUAGAGUUGGCUAUUCAGGGAUAUCGUGAAGGAUUAAAAAUUGAUGCUAAUGAAUAUCUGUUGGUAAAUGUUGCUACUCUACUGGUAAUUAAAGGAAUGGAUCUUGAAACAAGUGCUGAAAUGCGCAAAAUAUGUAAUACACUGAAUCUGCGUGUAGGUCAGAAAGGGAAUAUAACCACAAUUAAUGACUACUGGGAUGUAGCCACAUUGUUCGAAGUACGCGUCAUCAGUGAAGAUUAUGGUGGGGCAGUCCAGGCCGUCGAGAGGAUGUACCUUUUAGACCCACCUGAUUGGGAAUUGGAGUCAACCUUAGGUAAUAUAAAAAUGAUUUGUAAGUUCCGCAAACCAUCCGAUGAUAACAAAGUUACGAAAUCUCAGAAGCUCUUCGACUUCUGGAUGGAGUUCCUGUCCACGGUAUGUGAUACCGAUGAAAAUGACUCAUUGUUGGCUAUAUCGAGUGGCAUAGAAAGAGACUCUUUUACAAUACCAUAUGAAAUUCAUCCCAAACGAAUAGUGUACCCAGUUCUUGUUGCUGAACAGAAUUGCACUUUUAUGAAACCGGCUAAUAUUCAAGUGAAUAUAAAUGCCGUGCCUCGAAGCCUGGGUAUAAUCUUCUAUGAUCUAGACUACACGAUAUCUUCAGCAAUACAGUCAGUUGAUUUAGGAAAUUGUGGGACCAUGCGACAGCACUUUCCACGUUUUAAUGAACACAAUCAAGACGAAGAUUUAAUUUUGAAUACAGAAGAUAUCAUAGGUAUAAACAUGACAGAAAACAACAGCCGCAGUGUUUAUUUGUACACAUCGUGUUCCUUGCCUAAUUACCGCAUAUCAUUUUCCUGUGAAAAAGUUAAAAGACAGUUCUAUGCAGUUUUACGUGAAUGUUUGUUUUCGGAGGAGGAAAAUUCAGGUUUUUUGCUAGACGAGGGAUCUGCCGAACCAUUCAAGUGGACAUAUGAUUUAAACGAUCAAAAUCAACGUGAAAUAUUGGGUCGGGGCAAAAUUGAUGCAACUAACAUCAGGGAAUUUCAACCGUUGCACGAUGAAAUUCGACUACACUCAAAAUUACAUCACAAAAAUAUUGUUCAGUACCUUGGAUCAGUUGACCAUGAUGGAGUAUUCAUGAUAUUUAUGGAGCUAGUUCCCGGUGCUUCACUAACUUCACUUGUAUCAAAAUAUGGAGCUCUUAAAGAGGAAACAGUGGUAAAUUAUUCAAAACAAAUACUGGAAGGUCUUCAAUAUUUACAUGCUAACAGAAUUAUUCAUCGAGACAUCAAAGGAGAUAACAUCUUGGUCAAUAUGUACAAAGGUGAACUAAAAAUAACAGACUUUGGAGCAUCGAAACGACUGGCAGGUCUAGUACCACGAGCCCAAACAUUCAAAGGUACCAUGCGCUAUAUGGCACCCGAAUUAAUCAGAGAAAUGUUAACUGGAAAACAACCAUUUAGUGAGCUGGGAAAUGCAAUGACAGCUCUACCAUUCAUCGAAAGCUACAGGAAAGUAAGACGGCGUAAACCUGUGGUCUUAGCACAAUCUCCAGACAGAUACCGAAAGCCAACUGGACUUCGCCAAACUGACUGUCUUUCAUCUGAACCAAAUUUACGAUCAGAGUCAAAUACUUCCCUUCGCUCUUGUUCACCAAAUUAUACUUCUGAGAGAGCUACAUGGGAAAAUAAAAAUUAUCAUCUUUUAAGUGUAAAUAACCACAAUGUUACGAAUUUGUCAGAAGGAGAAAAAUCCGAUAACGACAGCCUUAUCGUAUCUCCAACUGGAUCAUUUCAUCAAUCCGAUAUAUCAGAUGGAAAACCGAAAAACCGUAAAAAAGAUGAUGGAAAUCAUUUUUCAUCUGAACCAACAAAUCACAUGUUGACUUCAGUGAACAAAGCAGAAAAUACUAUUAUACCAUACCUGAGUGUAACACAGGUUCACUCACGUAGACCAUCUGUUAGUAGUAUUGUGAAUUCAGAAGACCCUUUCAAUUUCAUCAAACAGGAUUCUGAAGCCAAGCGACGCUUAUCAAAUGCAUUAACCUCAGAAAAACAGUCAAUAGUUGAUGCAUGGAUUGAUAUAGUCUGUCGAUGUACACCAUCAGAUGUUUCAAGUAAAAUCAAAGAUGAAAAUAUUUCCGAUAUAACUAAACAAAGAACUAAGUGUGGAUCUACUAACGGAGUUAAAAAACAGCUACUAGAGUGUCUCUUAGAUAUGAUCAUUGACAGCUUGAAAGGUGGGAUAUGCUGGUCUCAACUUACAAAUUACUUAAAGAUUCCAGCAAAUAAGUGUACACCAGAAGGCUUAGCUGAAUUCGUCAAUGAUACAUCAAGUGAAAAGAAUCAUAUUACAAAAUCACCAAGUUUUAAACGCCAUUCAGUGACAGGAGAAGAUUUAGGUGGACGAUUUCUGGAACUCUUGCAUUCUUCAAAAAUUUCAGAACAGAAUAGUGCGUGUCUGCCAGUCGGUACACCACUGGUCUGUAGUUACCUACGCGUGGCUUUAGCUGCACUUCCAAGUGUUAUCGCUGCACCACUUCUGCGUCAAGUAAACCGUCCACAUGAAGUGUUAGCAUGGGACAAAUUGAUCAAAGAUGCCAUCACUUCAGCAACUAAUCAAAUCAGCAAUGUAGCCCCGAUCAGUUCAGUUCAUUUACGUCGCCAUCAAACAUUCUCAACGCAUCAUAACCGUCGAUUGGUCAAACAGAAUACUACAGAAGUUGAAUUGGCCUCAUCGACAUUUGUUCGUCCGUCGAAUCCCUCACACCGACCUUUUACAAUGGAUCCAAUGUCCCCAGGUCUGUACUAUGCGCAAAAUGAAUCAAUUUUGGAUGAAGUGAAGAAAGGUACAAAGGGUCUAUCUUUGUCACAGAAGUCCCUAACGUUUUCUAAUGAAGUAAUCUUUGAAGAACCUACUGAAAGCAGUCAAUCUUCUAGAAAGUAUUUUGGCUCCCAAUCGAACGCCGUUUCGUGCUAUGCUAAAUCUCGUGCAGGGAAAACGCUAGAUGAUGGCUUUAAUUAUGAAAGUUCUGCUAACGGAAUUCUUGACAACUUCGAACAUAAAUUCUGGAAAACUGAAUUCAGUACAUUGGAUGAAUGGUUUACAAGCUUGCGUAUACCAGAAGAUGACCAAACUAAACUUCGUCGGAACAAUAUUGUUGACGAAGAGGACUUUCUAAUUGCCGUCACAAAGGAUGACUUAUGGAAGAUGGGUUUGACUGGUGGAACAGUUCUUCGACUUUGGAGAAAUAUACAAAGAAUACGAGCAAUGGAAUAA